This is a messenger RNA of Hyalella azteca, 3056 nucleotides long. RefSeq lists its product as uncharacterized. The annotation marks the transcript as partial. The transcript is spliced from 6 exons. The record is from RefSeq and is a predicted model, not a curated record. NCBI's taxonomy places the organism in Eukaryota, Metazoa, Arthropoda, Malacostraca, Amphipoda, Hyalellidae.
UUAUUUCUAUAUUCCUUCAUAUUUUAUUUUAAUUAUUAUAUUUCCUCAGUGGAAUUUUGCUGGGCGCUGAACGUGACGCGCGUGGUGGCCCCGCCGUGGCUGGCGGUGGGGGGGUCGGGGGACCUGGAGUGUCAGUUCAGCCUGGGCAGCGAAACUCUUUACUCCAUCAAGUGGUACCAGGGCAUCAACGAGAUCUACAGGUACACGCCGGGCAAGGUCCGCACGCAGCAGGUCUUCCACAACAACUUCCUCUCCGUUGAUGUGAACAAGUCGUCGGGGGGCAAGGUGCACGUGACCAACGUGACGGUGGGGGCGGACGGAGCCUUCAGGUGCGAGGUGUCCGGAGAGGCGCCUAGGUUCUACACGGACUACGGCGUCGCUAACGUCCGGAUAAUAGCGCUGCCUACGUCAGGCCCUGAGCUGCGGGGUGUUCAGGAGCUGUACGCGCUUGACGACUGGGUGCAGCUCACAUGCAUCGCUAGCGAAACCCGACCAGCCCCGACACUCAACUUCUCUAUCAACGGCAAGGAGCCGCGGGCAGGCUGGCUGGAGCCGCCCUCCACAUCCGCAGGCGCGGACGGUCUCUUCACGACGACGCUGCGGCUGCGCUUCUACUUGCGCGAGCGCCUCAUCCAAGACGCUGCUGAUGGUGCUGUCAGGGUACGAUGCACGUCUCACGUGCCUGGGCUCUACCACGAGUCUACCGACGUGCUCCUACACACACGUGCCCGGCAGGCACGAGCCUCGGGGCACGAAGGGCGCGUCGCUGCUGGAGGGCGUCUCCUCACGAGCUACUUUUUGAACUUUCAGCUGGUUUUUGCCGCGCUUCUGACGAACGUCGCUCAGCAAUACCAUCACAGAUAAGCCCUGAGGAGAUCAUUAGGCUCCCAUUGCGGAUGAAAGCAACCACGUGAGCCCUCGCAUAUUUUCGAAUAAAUAAACAUAAACAGAUGAAACUAAAUGUAUUUCAAGAAGAGGAAGAAAACAAUUAAAAGGAAUGUAAAUUUUGGGGAUGUAAACUCGCAACAAAAUGCUAAGAUAAAGUUAAUAAUUACUAGGACAGUUUUUUUUACGGAAGGUUUUUAUGGCACAGUAAAUCUCCAUUAAUUAAUAACAAAUUUUAAUUAAAAAAUGUAAGUAAACUGGAAAUGAGUGAAUGGAGAAAAUGUAUUACGAUCCAGAAUGGAUAAAUAUUUUGCACAAUAUUUAUUUAAUUUGUAUAUAUUGUAUCAACUACUUUAUAUUACCGUUCAAUUUCAUACUCUAUGUACAUAAUAAUCAUCAGGUAUUGAAUCUUGAAGCUUUAAGGUCAUAGUUAUGAACGCCAUAGUUCUUAUACGGGUCCUGGGUAAAGCAUUAAUAUUUAAUUAAUGGCUGGCAUGCCAAUGUCUGUUUCAUAAUUUAGUUCCAUGUAUUAAUUGCAAACUCUGAUAUGAAUGCUCAAAACGCAUGACUAUUAUGUGGCUCAUGGUAAUCGUAAGUUGUGUUAUGAUGUCCAAUUUAGUUAUGAAUUAUUAAUGACUUGAGAUUUUUCGCCAUCUUAUCUUACAUAUGUUUGAGCCACGUGUCUGAUAGCGAAAUCUGUGUAUACAACUAAACUUCCUUAGUUUCUAUACCUUCUUUUCCAGCAAAUAACAGAUCAUGAAUUAUUGUAAAAUUUUUCAAUUAUCUAUUAUACAUUCACGAAACUCCCGUCCAAGAUUCUCAAAAAAAGUGAAAACAUAAUAACUUUCAAGACAUUCUUGCAGGUCCUCGAUGAAUACAUAUAUGAGUUCAAGUCAGAACUAUUGUAUAUAUCGCUGUAAAAUUACAAAGAUCAAGCAGUAAAGUUGCAUUUUAAUUCAACUGUGGAUAUUUUCGCAAGUUAACCAAGUUAGAAAACCAGAGCGCUCUGUCGGCGUUUAAUUUGGGCACGAUCAGGCUACCUCCAAGAGUCGCCACAAUCGUGAAUACAAUAUAAGAAUUAAAGACGUGAAUACAAUACAAGAAUUAAAGACGUGAAUACAAUGCAAGAAUUAAAGACGCGAAUACAAUACAAGAAUUAAAGACGCGAAUACAAUACAAGAAUUAAAGACGCGAAUACAAUACAAGAAUUAAAGACGCGAAUACAAUACAAGAAUUAAAGACGCGAAUACAAUACAAGAAUUAAAGACGCGAAUACAAUACAAGAAUUAAAGACGCGAAUACAAUACUAUAAUUAAAGACGUGAAUACAAUACUAUAAUUAAAGACGUGAAUACAAUACAAGUCUCACUUGAACGUCCCGUGAUGCUCUAUUUCCUUUUUAUGAGACUAUAAUUAUACAAUCAGAUUAACCUAGCCAGCGCGAAUGCCGGAAUGUACAAAAGCCAGUAAUUAAUGUAAGCAUUUGGUCAUGUUUGUCAAAAAUCCAAGAACUAACUAAUUUUGCUACUUUUCAAUGUAACGAUGUCCCAUGCCUGCUUCUGUCAGUAAAGAAAAUAAAGAGUUUAAUCAUGUAGAUAGAUAUACAUAAGGGACAAGGCUUGAAAACUUAUAGGAACAACAAAAGGAAUCCGAUUGAUAGCUAGCAGCUAAAAUGACAUUCCACUACGCGAGUUUGCGUGAGCAACUGCCUGUAAACUUACCGAAACAUGGAGAGGUUUAAUAACUUAUUCUUUCAUUAUUUUGUAUGUGAAACGUUAUUGAAACGUGAAUGAUGUAAGCAUAAGUAUCUGUGACUCCAAACGUACGGAUAUUUCCGCUUACAAAACCACCUGUUUUCGAAUAAAUACCUCUUUGUGGCCGUUAUAAGCGUUUCGAAAAUUUCUCAUUACGAUUUUGAAUUCUUCGGUUGUCACUCGUACGCCACAUUUUUCAGUCAUUUCCGUCGAAUUGUCUAUGGACGUACCAGGCCGUGCGGAUGAUUUCAAUUAUCACUUAUAUAUAAAAAAAAUAAAAACUUGUAUAUUAAAAAAUUAAUAUACAAAUUGUGGUCACACGCAUGCCCGUCACGCCUGUAUGGCGCCCUCAAUUUUGCCAAACGAUUUAGACGCAUUUCAAUUUUCCAAUAAAAAUUUUACUAAAAUUUGUCAGAAA